CGAUUGUCCUUUGUGUGGAUCGUCUGGUUUAACGGACUGGGCUUCUCGUUCCUCGGGACGCCACCGCGACGUGUCGUGCCGGGGCACAGGAAACCAGCGCGGAGAGUAGUAGUCUCGUCGUUGUCUCGUCGCGCGUUCGAGAGGCACCGAUCGCUCCUAACGUCGUCGGUGUUAUACCUGCGCCCGUCCCUCUCACGAAGUGCCGGCCCCCCGAAGGUCUUGUUCGAAGGUCUCUCUCGGCCUCGUGCCUGCCGAAGACAGACGUGGAAUGAUAGUUCGUCGGAACGGAGGUGUGCAGAGCCCUGGCUCGUUAGGCGCGACGUGACACGCGAGACACCGGAUCCGCUGUCUCCGAUACGUUUCGGAAAACAGCGGCGAAGAGGCGUCGUUCGAAUCGGCGAUCCUCUGGUGAAGUUCAUACGGAAAGUUCGUACGACAAUUCUAUAUACAUAUAUAUAUAUAUCUAUAUGUGUGUAUAUAUACAUGUAUACAUAUAUGUAUAUGUAUACACGCAUACGUACGUAAGAGUACACGAUCCUGUCAUUCAUCGCGUGGCAAAAAGUGCGGAAACAAGAAGGUACGGGCCGAAUCCUUGAGAUUCGAGAUUGUGACACGGUUGUGCUUCGGUGAAUAAAGAAGUCGCCCGAUCGUAAACCGAUACGGGUGAGAGAUCGGCGUACAACAAGAGUCUCGCGUUGGUGCCUCGAUUCUUGCGCGCGACACGUACGACGUUACGCAUGUUCUAUGUAUUGUGUUUAUCUCGUUAACCGAGUACGAUCUGAAAAGUGCAAGCAAGAUAAGCCGUAGGCGUAAACGCACGAGGAGAGGCCGACUACGUUUUUAGGGUCCAGUUCGUGAAUAAAAGGAUGACCGAUGUUCCCAUCUUCGGCUAGCCGUGAAAAUUAUGCGAUCUACCUUCACGGUGUGAUGGAGCCUCGUGGAGCCGGCUUUUACUAUGAGUUGAGGCCUCGUAAUUAAUCGGGACUGGCAUGGAGAAGGAGAACUCCGCAUCGGGCGGAGGCGGCGGAGGUGGCGGAGGUGAAGCGGCGGCCACGGCGACUCCGGGCGCCACCUCCGCCUCCGAGAAACUCCAGGCGGACCAGGCCAAUCCGUUGCUCGAUCCGACGGCCCUCUUCGGCGCGUAUUGGCCGCGGGGCGACAGCGCAGCUUCGUCGCUUUUCGGCGGGAUGCCCGGUGGAUAUGGGCUGGGGGCCCAUCAUUUGCCGUCGGCUUACGCCAUCCUGAGCCGAGGCGGAUCCGCGCCCGGUUUCGGGGGCCACACGCCGGCCUCCGCGCCGCCGCCAUCCCCAUACUCUCACAGCAGCCUUGGCACUCUGAGCGUGGCCGCCAGUCAAGCUGCUAGUUUAGGUAUCAAUCCUGCAAGCGCAGCAUGGUGGACGAUGGCCUCACACCUGGCGGCACACGACUACCUCGCGAGGUUACAAGGAGCGGCAGGACUCCCCGGAUUCCCGCCCGGAGCCGAGAGCCUCCUGCCACCCUAUCCUGCCUCUCUACUUAAUCCCCCGUCCCUUUCGUCACACAAGUCCAGUAAGUCUAAGUCAAGCAAGAGUCACAAGACACCGGCGAACAGCAGCAGCAGCAGUAGCAGCAGCAGCGGCAGCGGCUCGACGGCGCCGAACAUGACGACCAGCAGCCUGCCAGUCUCGACACAGGCGCCGGUCACGUCCUCUCAUCAUAAUACCUCGGCCAGCACCACGCCAAAUUCGCAAACGAACGUCGUCAGCUCGGCGAAAGAGGGCAGCGAUCCUAGCAGUAUAUUGGGGGGUGUACGGCUGCCUCCCGACACAGAGAUCAUCAAGUACACGUCGAGCAUAGUCGGUCCAAAGGUUCCUGGCACAACGAACCGCGGCAGGAAGAAGACUAUAUCCUUGGACACGCCGAGCGUGAGCGUGCACCCGCCGCCGGUGCCCGCUCUCACCGCUCACCAGACGAACACGACGACGACGUCGCUGAUGAUGGAGCCGAGAAAGUACAACCGUACAGGGAACGAGUCGAACGACUACAGAGAACCGGUGGACCGCGUGGAAGUGAUCAAGCUGCCGGCGCACUCGACGAACGGUUCCGUUCUUCCGGCGCCUACGUCGUACACGACGACCACGAACGCGAACAGUUCGAACGAUUCGGAUGCGCCGCUGAAUCUCUCGCUGAAGCCGGCCACGACGAGUAGUAGCUCGCCGAUAUCCGGCAGCCAGCCGCUCAGUCAGCUCAGCAAUCUGAGCCAGUCGUUGCUCGCCUCCGAUCGAACAUCGAGGCGAAAGCCGGGCCCGAAGCCGCGAAGGGUGCCCCAGAACUCGGUGCCGGUGCCCGCGUCGCCCAGCCCGUCGCUGGCGCAGCUGUUCGCAGCUGCGGACUCGCCGCAGCGGCCCAGCAGCGGCAGCGAGGAGAGCGAGAGCGCCAGCACGACUCACCACAAAGAUGGCCGGCCGAGGAACCUGGGCCGCGGCGUGUCCAAACCGAAGAAGAACACGGUCGCCUCGCUGCUGGCCCAAAGCAGGGCCUUGGGCAUCAAGCCCACGCCGACGUUGGACCCCAGCAUGCCGCUGCCACAUCAAGUCUCGUUGCUCAGAUCGAACAUCCUCGCUGCCCAGCUGCACGCCACUGCGACCGGACAAGGCAUCGACGACAAGAGUCAGCGGUCUUUGCAGGAGAAGAUGAAGAAUAAGCUGCUGGAGGUGUCCGGCGAAGAGAGCAACAUGGACGUGACCAGCGAGAGCGGUAGUAACACCGACGUUGUGACGGACACCGACGACGACAACACGGAUGGCGUCUCAAACGCGAAGAGAAGAAAGGUGAAGCCCAGCGAGAGGGACCUUCAGGUUCCUCUGGAACGUGGCUGGAAACGGGAGACAGUGAUCAAGGGAUUAGGGAAAUCGGGGGUGAUAAAGGGUGACGUGUCUUACUAUAGUCCUUGCGGAAAGACGUUCAGGAGCAGUCCGGACCUGGCUAAGUUCUUGGAGCAACAGAAUCCCGCAGAGUUGACAACGGCGAACUUCUCGUUCUCGUCCCGUCCGCUGGUGGGCGAGUUUCUGCAGCCGACGAUGGGCCUCGCGGAGGCGGAAUUCGUUAGGCUGGGCGCUCAAGAAGUGGCCAGGAGAUUGGAGGAGCUUAGAGCCGCCGGUGGCUUCAGAGAUGUGCGAACGAACAAUCAGUACGAAAGGGAGAAGCUCGCGUACGCGAAGAAACUGGCGAAGGAAGAGGCGCAGCGGCACAAGGAACAGGCUAGGCUGAUUAAGGAGCAAGAGAAAUCGGAACGUCAGGAGGCAGUCAGACGAGAGCGGGAAAUUCGAAAUCAGCAGCUGCUCGAGGUAAGUUAAACGCUCUCACACGAAUCGUGUCUUCCUUUUUCACGUUUUUUGUCUCGAUUCUCGUUGUUUCGUUCACAAGGA
This is a messenger RNA of Nomia melanderi (Alkali bee), 3407 nucleotides long. Lineage: Eukaryota; Metazoa; Arthropoda; Insecta; Hymenoptera; Halictidae. The record is from RefSeq and is a predicted model, not a curated record.